Messenger RNA from Penicillium cinerascens, 801 nucleotides. RefSeq names its product SDR family NAD(P)-dependent oxidoreductase. NCBI's taxonomy places the organism in Eukaryota, Fungi, Ascomycota, Eurotiomycetes, Eurotiales, Aspergillaceae. Gene Ontology annotation, molecular function: oxidoreductase activity. Bases 1 to 801 code for a protein of 266 amino acids. The transcript has a single exon. The record is from RefSeq and is a predicted model, not a curated record.
AUGGCCCAGGGUACAAGAAAAUACACCGGCCUCUUACAAGACAAGCUCGUGCUCAUCAUUGGUGGCACCUCGGGCAUCGGAUACGCCAUCGCGGAAGCCGCUCUCGAGAAUUGGGCACUUGUGACAGUGGUAGGCUCCAAUAAGUCCAAAUUGGAAAAUGCACUGUCCCAGCUCCGUGGGUCUUAUCCUCUGGAAACAAACAACGGCCACUUGAGAGGAAUACAGGCGGAUCUUUCCUGCGCGAAGUCGCUGGAGGAAACAGUACCAACCAUUCUUGAAUACGCAGCUGACGGCGCGAAAAUCAAUCACCUCAUAAUAACGGCGGCGGACAUGACUGUUCCGCCUCCCAUCCGCGACAUAACGGUCCAAAACAUCGAGUCAACUCAUACAUUGAGAUUCCUCGCACCUCUCAUUCUGACCAAGCACCUACCUCGGUUUAUGGAGAGUAACGCCGAAAACUCCGUCACUUUGACAAGCGGAGCGCAUGGCCAAAAGGCCGAUCCGGGCUGGAGUGUCGUAGCCGGAUAUUGCGGUGCAAUCGAAGGACUUAUGAGAGGGCUUGCGGUGGAAAUGAAACCGAUACGGUUUAAUGUUGUAUCUCCCGGGCCGAUUGAGACCCAGGCUGUGAAGGACAUCUUGGGGGAGCACUACGACAUGGCGAUCAAAGUGGCUGAACAGAAGGCGCUGGUUGGGAAGGUUGGCCGCCCAGAAAAUGUGGCACAGGCUUAUUUGUAUUUUAUGAAAGAUCAGUUCGUGAACGGGACUGUCCUGGAAUCGAAUGGUGGGUUUCUUUUGACGUAG